CGAGUAAUAUGCGAAGAACUCAAGGGUGUAUCCGAAAUUGUUAAGUGGUUAGCUUUUGGUCCUCGUGAUGAUGUCAACAAAUAUGAGGGUUACGAUGUCAAUGGCUUCACAUUUUGGACUGAGGGUCAAGACAAGAAGUCAUCGUAUCUACAGAAUAGUGGGGUUUCUAUUUUGGCGUCAUCUACAUUUUACGCGAGUGCGAAGGAUCAAGCGCCGGUUGAUGCUAAAUUGGUAUACUAUGGGUGGGUACAUGAAAUAUGGGAGCUUGACUACUCUACUUUCAAUAUUGGUCUUUUCAAAUGUAAGUGGGUAGAUAAUAAUCGACGAUGCAUAAAAAAUGACGACCCUUGUGGAUUCACUCUUGUAGACUUAGCUCGUUUGCGUGAUAGUGAGGAGCCAUUCAUACUAGCCACACAAGCCAAGCAAGUAUUCUACAUUGUAGACCCGUCUGAUAAAAAAUGGUCUAUUGUUGUACCGGGAAAAAGAAGCAUUCUUGGUAUAGGUGAUGUUGAGGAUGAGGAAGAAUAUGAAGCUUUUGAAGACUCCCCUCCCUUUAUCAAUCCAAUAUCAGUGGAUCAAGAUGAUGUAGAUGAUGAAGAUGUUGGUUAUAUGCGUGUAGAUCACACGGAAGGAAUACAUUUGAAUUAAGUGAUUCACAAGGUACUGAUAUAUAAUGCAUCUAUUCAGAGAUGAAAUUGUCCCCGAGAUUGAGACCUCGGAUAAUGAGCAUCGUAGUUACGACAGUGAAGAGGACCAAAUUGUGAGAUUCGAGCGUAUGGCUGAAGACGCUCCACCUCUAGACAAUAAUUUUGAGACUGAAGACGCCCCACCAAUGGAUGCUUCCACUACCAGUAAGAAAAGAAAAGGGCGAGGUCCUACGAAAAACCUCAAAGUCACAGAACCAAUGCAUUUGGAAUACAAUGCAUUGGGUCAACCCUGCGGAAAAUGGCGUAGGCAAUAUGGAAAACAAGUGGGCCUAUGUAUCCGCAAGAUUUCCAUAUUGCACGCAUUGAACGAGGUUCCAGAGGGUUUGAAAAACUCUCUAUGGAAUGAUACUGUGAAUCUUUUCCACAUCGAGAGCGAUGAGGACAAGAAGAAUGUGUUUCUUUCAGCUGUUGCUGAAAGAUUCAGAGAUUUCAAAUCCAAGCUAGUAACUGGCUGGAUUACGAAGACCCGUGCCCGUACGGCCAAAAAGGUCAAAACGGGAAACGAAGGUGGAGAGCAAGCACCUUCGAAGAUGCCCUACGAAAUAUGGGGUCACAUAUCGAAGAGGGAUUGGGAGGCCUUUGUUGCCAAAUGAACAACUCCCAUAGAAGUUGAAAAGCGUGGUAAAGCUUCUGAUUCUGCAAGCAAAAGGAAGUUUUACCAUCGCUUAGGCCAGAAAACGUACGAUGAGGUCCGAAAAGAGUGGGUGGAUGCGGGUUUAUACCUCAAUCAAAGUUCAUCCACACCCUCAUCUACGACUACCUCCGCAUCCGUACAUACUCUUGCUGGAGAUCGGAUGCGUGAUUGGUAUUGCGGGCUUCAUUCCCGAGAUGCAAGUGGUAAAUUUACCAUUAAUGAUCCGGGAACGAAGAAGGUUGCUGAUGCUGUGGUGAGUUUUGAAAUUAUUAAGUAUAUUCUUCAUUU
This is a messenger RNA of Amaranthus tricolor (Joseph's coat), 1629 nucleotides long. RefSeq lists its product as uncharacterized. Lineage: Eukaryota; Viridiplantae; Streptophyta; Magnoliopsida; Caryophyllales; Amaranthaceae. Bases 674 to 1300 code for a protein of 208 amino acids. The transcript is spliced from 4 exons. The record is from RefSeq and is a predicted model, not a curated record.